GUAAAAAUUUUUGCGCAUAGAGAUUGGGGACGGUGGCACAACAAGAGAUACACCAAUUAGUUUCCGUAGUGGUGUGGCUGGAGAGAGGGUCGCGUGAAAUAAAUAUCGAAUUUGUACAACGAUGAUUACAAUAAUUAUCAGGUAGCAAGUGAUAUAUUCCGCGAGGAAUUAUUGAAUAAAAGAUCGGUGAAAGAAAAAAGAAAAGAAAAAGAAGAUGUCACGCGUGAAAGGCACAGAUAGGCUAGGAAAUGGCAACAAGAGCGAACCGAGCAUUUGGAUACGGGCGAUCACAGCAAAUUCCGAGUGGACAGAUAAGGAAGAAUUUCUUGAUGUAAUUUAUUGGGCUAGGCAAGUAAUUGGAAUAAUUGUUGGAAUUGCAUGGGGCCUAAUACCUCUAAAAGGUUUUCUUGGACUAUUAUUGUUUGUUUUAGUAAAUGCUGGUAGUUUAUAUUUAUACUUUAGUAGUUUUCAACAAGUAGAUGAAGAAGAAUUUGGAGGUGCAUGGGAACUGACUAAAGAAGGAUUUAUGACUUCGUUUGCUGGAUUUUUGGUAACAUGGAUUAUUAUAUACUCUGGCUUACAUUAUGAUUAAUAAGUACUUCCGCAUUAAACAGCUGUAAAAGUGUAUAAAAGGAGGAAAUGAAUUGUGUGUGUAUUGAAUAUCGUGGGACAUUCCUUUGCAAAAAAUAUUUAUGA
Messenger RNA from Ceratosolen solmsi marchali, 696 nucleotides. RefSeq lists its product as uncharacterized. The transcript is spliced from 4 exons. Lineage: Eukaryota; Metazoa; Arthropoda; Insecta; Hymenoptera; Agaonidae. The record is from RefSeq and is a predicted model, not a curated record. Bases 215 to 592 code for a protein of 125 amino acids. Gene Ontology annotation, biological process: mitochondrial respirasome assembly.